Molecule: messenger RNA, 1034 nt
Organism: Aphanomyces invadans
Lineage: Eukaryota; Oomycota; Saprolegniomycetes; Saprolegniales; Verrucalvaceae
Exons: 4
Source: RefSeq, a predicted model, not a curated record
GAUGCCAGCAGGCGGCAUGCAAGGACAACCGAAUGCGCCGACGCCGCCGCCGCCACCACGCAGCGUACGGUUUGCAUAUUCAGAGGAAGUGAUUCCCCCCCAUACACCAACUGAAAAGGAAGACUGCGCCUCGGAUCGAACACAAACCCCUGCUCCCCUCCAACGUGAAUCAGGGAAUGGGCUGCUUGGGCUCAAGAUUCGGAACUUCGGGCCAAUGACAAUCAAACAAAACUACCAGGGUAUGGGAGGAACGGGUAGCGCGGUCUGGCACGCGGCCGAAGCAAUGCUCCAGCUCAUGAAAAACCCUGCGUACAUCUCGAUGCUCCAUGGCCGAAAAGUGCUCGAGCUUGGUGCGGGCACUGGUAUGAAUUCCAUUGCCGCGGCCUUGUUGAAUGCGACUGUCGUGGCCACCGAUAAAGACCCCGACGCACUCGCGCUGAUUCAAACCAACCUCGACGCGAAUCAGCACCUUCUACCCAGUCGACCGCCCAUCCGCUCGCUUGUGUGGGGCAACCAAGAGAGCAUCCAGGCCAUCAAGGACGAGUUUGGGCUUUUUGACGUGAUUCUUGGCAGUGAUUUGCUCUUUGAAGCCCUUCAAGGAGAGCUUUUGGUCACUAUCUACGAGCUGUGCGCGAUCGAUGGCGUCGCCAUUUUGACCCACUCGCCGCGAGACCCCCGUCGUGAGCGGUUGCUUCUCCAGAGCUUCGAGUCCUACUUUACCAUGUCCGAGGUAUCUCCGCUGGUUUCCAUAUCCCCAAUUCACAACGCUGUGUCGCUGUUUCACAGCACAUCGUGUCUGGCACGCCAGUUGUUUGCACGACGCUGAAGCGCAAAGUCAAGUAUUAUUGAGCAAAACACUCGGCUAAUCGCGCAUCCACGUCAUCCCAAUCGUCUGUGUAACGUGGCCAACGAUAGCGAGUAUUGCAUGCAGAGCCAGCAAUGCAUUGACCACACUGAGAGAAGGGCGAGAGCACCAGUCUAUUCCCGAGCCCAUCAUUCAAUACGAGCACACCACGGCGAUUUGUUGCGUUCGA